UGAUUCAAGGUUAAAUAUUUGCUCAAGGAUCACAGCUGUAAGCAAUUAAUUUAGUAUUGUGACAAAGAUGUAAUUAUAGUUGAGCAGCACCCUAAUGCAUAAGCAAAAAGUGCCUAAGAUAGUAAGGAAAACAAAUCUUAGGUGAAUUUUGGGCAGCGCUAUAUAGCAUCAAAGCAUCCCUGCUGUGGAUGCCUACAUCAAUGGAGGUCAGCCACAAAGCACUACAUCAGGGCACAUGCUAUAUAUAUGGUGAAUGCAGAUGCACUGAUGAAGUUCUAGUAAGGACAUAAAAUAUUGCAAGUAACAUGAUUGGCUUGAUUGGCUGAUUGAUUAACUGCAUAAAUGAUCAGGUGUACAGGUGUUUCUAAUAAAGUGGACCAAAGACUCAAAUCCUGAUAGGCAUUCUGAAUUUGUGAAAUGUUCAAUACAUAAAUAAAAAAUGGUGUAGAUUGAAAACCACCCUGUGGCUGACCUCUUUUUUCCUGCAAUUUUGCAGUGGGCAUUUCAAUGUCACUAUUUCAUUAGACUAUGUUCAGAGAAUGGCUGUGGGUCUGUCAGAGUAUUAGUUAUAUCUAUCGGGUUAGAUUGGCCCUCGACACAUUAAAAUAAAUGCAUGCAGGGGAAUAUUAAUAAAUGUUAACAGAAAUUAUAAUUUACAUAUACUACAUAUACAUAAGAACAUAGAGUGUUAUGGGAUAAAAAGGGUAAACAAAGAACACAGGAAUGAUGUGCUUACACAGUGUAUGUAAAUCUACUUUAAAAAAAAAAAAACCUUUUGACAAAUGCAAAAAAUACAGAAAAAUAUGAAAUUUAAAAGCCUGUCUGAGUCCACAUGACAGAUUGUUGAUAUAAUUUGUGGAUUCUCUAUUAGGAAAGAUGGGAGGGGCAUUGCAGAUAUUGCUAUAUAAAUCUGACUGGCACAGAACUGGAGUUCAGCUGCCUUUUCACCGUCCUACAAGUCAUCCCAGAAUAUCAGACAAAAUAAGUUACAUCAUUUGUCUGUUUCAUUUUAAUUUCACUUAUUAUUUUAAAUUAUACAAUGGAACUUUUGAAACUUUCCGUUCUGGCCUUUGCCUUAUAUGCACAGUUGCAGACUGGUGUGUCAAGUGAGGACACGGAUAUCUUGUCCCUGAAGAACUGGCAGGGUGAUCCAGCAGAAAGUGUUUUCACUCUGCGCAUUGAUGACCUGCUGAAGCACUCAAAAUCACAGCAGUUUCAUGGUUUAAUGGGCCGAAGCUUAGAAAAUUCUCAACCCCUGCAACUUGGUCCGAAAAGAAACAAUGGCGAGAUGUUUGUUGGACUGAUGGGGAAGAGAUCUUCAAGGGGAGAUUUUGAAGAAGUACCAGACAAACCAGAGUAAUGCUAAUUAGGCAAACAAAACGACUGACUUUGCCUCACUAUCAGUAUGUAAUGUGCUUCUAUCUAAUUUAUAUUAAGAAAAUAAAAUUUAUAAAUCAUGCUACUGAUUAUUC
This is a messenger RNA of Hemibagrus wyckioides, 1472 nucleotides long. RefSeq names its product tachykinin precursor 4 (gene tac4). The coding region runs from base 1040 to 1360 and encodes 106 amino acids. Lineage: Eukaryota; Metazoa; Chordata; Actinopteri; Siluriformes; Bagridae. The transcript is spliced from 5 exons. The record is from RefSeq and is a predicted model, not a curated record.